AAGUUGUAUGAUUUUUUCCCCAGAUAUAUUGAAACAAUUUGACAAUUUAAAAAUAUUAAUUGUUGUUGUUGUUUUAGUGAUAUUAUAAUCAGGGGUGCACAUAACUGGUACGCAGGUACGCAUGCGUGGCAAAAAUGAUGAACGCGUAACGUCAUUUUGUUACUACAGCGCUUUCGCGUACAAAACAGAAGAGCUCUUGACUGUGACCGUUUUUUGACAGCGUGCGAUUAAAAUUUCACCUUCACCAUUUGUUUUAUGUCCUUUCGGUUUAGGUACUGCGUUUAUGUUCGAAAAGUGUUUAUUCCUCCGACUCAGGACCCUAUUCUGCACCGGCGGAAAGCACCAUACAAAGUGGUUUCGUUUUGAAAUAAAAUAAUUUUGCGUGUUUUCCGCUUGUGGCAGUGGUAAUUUUUAAAUGAGGCGCAGCUGUGCGCAUUUUCGGCUACUUUAAGACGGCCAAAUGACAGUGUGCUCUUCACCAACAGUCUUUAGUCAGUGACGUUAUUUAUUAAACGAUAUUUAAGCGCCACGCACUCACAUGAUAUUAGAUACGUACUCAAAUAGCAUUUUAUUUUAUUUUAUUUUGGUUUUAUCACAAAAGAACAACUGAUUCUUUCAUACCAUUUUUAAUGAAACGCAAUACAUUUGUUUAAUGCAUAUUACGCUCAAGACGCAACCUUGUGUUCCGUCAAGUUGCACAAUGACGAUAAAAACCACAAAACCUCAAGGGAGCGAUCUGCACUUAAGACCUCGCUGCGGAGUGCGUACCAAACACCAGCUCCUGCUACUCACCUGAGGAACACACUCAAAAAGUUAUGUGCACCCCUGAUUAUAAUGACACAUUAUAAUGACAAUGAGUCAUAUGUCUACAGUAUAAUAAUCAUCAUUUUUAUUCUGCUAAUCUAUCAAAUUAGAUACAUUUAAAAGUUAAAAAAUAUUUGAUUAGUCAAAUACUAUUAUGUUAAUGUUUGUGAACCCAGAUGAGUUUAGAAUAAGUGAGUGUUUAUUAUUUAUUAAUAAAUGUUUGAUAAUUGUCUUAUGUAGGUGUAUAUAAUUAGUGAAAUAAAAAACAUUUUUUUUUUAUUUCUGAUCAAAAGUUGCAUAAACAACAAGAGACUUCCUGUGUCUUACUGUUUUUUUUUUUUCUGAUCAUGUUUAUUUCCUGAAGAGAAUGCCAUGAAGGAUCCAAGAAUUGACCGGGCUGUGGGGCUCUGUAAAAAGUUGGUGAGCUCCUUCUCUUACAGCUGGAAGCGUAAGAGAGGGUUUUUAGCUGCACAAAAGGAGAUGAAACUCCCAGAGCACUCACUGAAAACAGAGUGUCCAACAAGGUGGGGAUCACGUCAGGCCAUGAUAGAGAGAAUCAUCGAGCAACAAAAGCCCAUUGCACAUGUCCUGUCCUCUGACAAGAAGUCUCGUCAUCUUAUCCCAACAUGGCAGGACAUGGAUGUACUAGAGACAAUCAACAAAUCCUUGCACCCUCUAGUUAAUUUUACAGAUGCACUGUCUGGCGAGAAGUACGUCAGCGUGUCAUUUGUUAAGCCAGUUCUUCAUCUUUUCAACGCAUCAAUCUUGAAAGUUAAGGAUGAUGAUACUGACCUGUCAUGAGCAAUCAAGUCUAAAAUUUUGGAGUACCUAAACGAAAAAUACAGUGACCCAGACAUCCAAGCUCUAUUGGACAUGGCAUCUACGGUGGAUCCACGAUUUAAGAUGAGAUACAUGGCUGAGGACAACAAAACAACAAUUCAAUCCAGACUCAAAGCUGAGAUGCAGACUUUGGCAAUGAUGGUGCCACCCCAAGAAACAGCACAAGAGACCAGCGAGGAGGAUGCUGAAGCUGGAUGUGCCCCAAAGAAAAAGAUGACUUUAGGAAGCUACUUUAAAACUGCUGAACAAGCCUUGCCACCUAACAACCAGAAAUCCAGUGUAGCCUGUAAGCUGGAAUCUUACUUGCAGUCAAGCUACCUGGAUAGUGAGGGGGACCCAUUAAAAUGGUGGAAAGAACAUGAAAAGAUCUACCCAAGGCUUUCAAAAGUGGCAAAAAAAUACUUGUGCAUACCAGCCACAAGCUCUCCUUCAGAGAGAGCUUUUAGUUCCGGUGGAAAUGUAGUUACUUGCUUGCGGUCUUCCCUAAAGCCCGAUCAAGUUGACAGGCUUGUGUUCUUAGCCAAAAAUCUGUAACAUGUUGUAAAAAUUUUUUAUUCUUAUUUGAUUUUAUUACAAGUUGAUGUAAAAGAGGCAGUUUAAUUGUAUUUAUUUACCACA
This is a messenger RNA of Erpetoichthys calabaricus (reedfish), 2262 nucleotides long. RefSeq names its product E3 SUMO-protein ligase ZBED1-like. Lineage: Eukaryota; Metazoa; Chordata; Cladistia; Polypteriformes; Polypteridae. The record is from RefSeq and is a predicted model, not a curated record. Gene Ontology annotation, molecular function: protein dimerization activity. Bases 1678 to 2178 code for a protein of 166 amino acids. The transcript is spliced from 2 exons.